AUGGCCUCCGUGCCCACACCGACGCGGGAGGCAUCAUCUUGCUCUUCCAAGAUGAUAAAGUCAGCGGCCUUUCAGCUUCUCAAGGAUGAUAAGUGGAUCGAUGUCCCUCCAAUGCGCCAUUCCAUUGUCAUUAAUCUCGGUGAUCAGAUUGAGGUGAUAACAAAUGGAAAAUACAAGAGUGUGAUCCAUCGUGUGGUGGCUCAAACCGAGGGAACAAGGAUGUCGAUCGCAUCUUUCUACAACCCAGGUAAUGAUGCAGUGAUCUUUCCAGCGUCAGCAUUGGUGGAAAAAGAGGCGGAGGAGAGAAAGGAAGUGUAUCCAAAAUUUGUUUUUGAUGACUACAUGAAGCUUUAUUCACCAGUGAAAUUUGAAGCCAAGGAGACUAGAUUUGAAGCCAUGAAUGUUGUUAAGGAUAGUGUUGUUGUCAAGGGGGGUUUGAUAAGUUAA
Impatiens glandulifera is the source of this 447-nucleotide messenger RNA. Its product is annotated as 1-aminocyclopropane-1-carboxylate oxidase-like. The record is from RefSeq and is a predicted model, not a curated record. Gene Ontology annotation, molecular function: dioxygenase activity. The coding region runs from base 1 to 447 and encodes 148 amino acids. Lineage: Eukaryota; Viridiplantae; Streptophyta; Magnoliopsida; Ericales; Balsaminaceae. The transcript is spliced from 2 exons.